AAUGAUGUUUUCUAUAUUUAUAAGAAUAUAGUAAAAAUACAUUAAAUAUCACUUUUAAUUAUCAAUAUACCUCAUUUUAAUGUGUUUAAAAACAUUGGAAAUUUACUAUUUACUAAAUGGUAGUGAAUCAUGAAAAAGUUAAAAACAUACCAAAACAUUAUAUUCAUAUUAAAAAUUUAGAAAAUAGAGAUAUAUAUUUCAUAUCUAGUUUUAGAUAUCUAAUAGAUAAAAUCAAUCCAAUGAAAGAUAUUCCUCAUUAUUAUUUCCAAGAUUAUCCACAAAUAGCAUCUAAUGUUUCUAGUAAAAAUAGAACAAGGUAUAAAAGAGGUUCAGAGAAAUUACAUGUAUAUGUAAAUGAUGAUUUGUUUUCUAAAAUGUAUCCUGAGUUAGUGAUAGAUAUUAAAUGUGAGCAUAAUGGUGACACUACAAACAUUCAAAAAUAUAAUUCUAAAUUGAAAGAAGUCAAGGAGUCUAUGUUGAAUCAAAUAAAAGAUGAGGUUCGAGGGUCUACAUUGGAUCGAGAUGAGAUAGAUGUUAAAUAUAAUGUUAUAGAUGAGAAUAUAGUAAAUCACACAGUAGAACCUACUAUAAUUUAAAAUCUUAAGAAACAUAUUGUUAAAACCACAAAGGGAUUCUCAGAAAAUAUUCCGAAAGAAAAACCAAAUAUCAAAAAGACAUCUAAGGAAUGCAAUUGGAGAGCUGAAGUAGAAGAGAAUAGAACAGAACAAGAUAAGUUUUUUAGAAAUAUUUAUGGCCUAUCUUAAUUUUCUCUUUUAAUAAAUAUGAAUACAAAUAGAAAGAAUAAUAAUAUACACACUAUAACAUCUGUUAAAUCAGAAAUAAGUAAACAGAUAAAAGAUUUAGUUGUAUCUUCUAUGAAUACUAUUCAAUCUGAUUCUGAGAUUUUUUCAUUUAUAUCAGAAUCAUUGAACAAGCAUGGUAAUAGUGUUGCUUGUAAAAAGGCAAAAGAAAUACAAUCAAUGAUAAAUUUGUUAAUGAAACAAAUAAUAGAUCAUUCAGAAGAAGAUAAUAUUCUUUUAUCUUCAUUAAAAACAUUAGUAGAUAAAUUAGAAUCAAUUUCAAUUCAAAACAUUUCCUUAGAAGAUGUUGUCAAUAGAUUAUCCGAAUCUUAUAAAAAACUUCUUGUGAGAGUUGCGGAGCUUGAAUCUGAAUUAGCAUAUGAGAAAGAAAAGAAUCUAGAAUUACAAGAAACUAUUAAUAAAUCAUCUUCAGCCGAUUCUAAAUUGUAUCAAGAAAAAUUAAAUAAACUUAAUAUUGCUAGAAAUGCUAGAAAGAAUAAUGAAAUAAAUAAGAUUGAAUCUAUUAUAAAUAAAAAGAAUAUGGAUAUUAUCAAAAGUUUGUAUUAACAACUU
Caenorhabditis elegans is the source of this 1373-nucleotide messenger RNA. NCBI's taxonomy places the organism in Eukaryota, Metazoa, Nematoda, Chromadorea, Rhabditida, Rhabditidae. The record is from the annotation of a RefSeq genome assembly.